Chaetomium strumarium is the source of this 1010-nucleotide messenger RNA. RefSeq lists its product as uncharacterized. The record is from RefSeq and is a predicted model, not a curated record. Lineage: Eukaryota; Fungi; Ascomycota; Sordariomycetes; Sordariales; Chaetomiaceae. The coding region runs from base 74 to 916 and encodes 280 amino acids. The transcript is spliced from 3 exons.
CUCCAUCGGCUCCCCGGCGCCUCCGAGCCCGAAGUUGCACGAGCCUGAUCGGUUCCCUUGCCAGCAUUGUUAAAUGCGAGACUGUGUUUCCCCCAAACCCGAUGGACUAAGUGGGACUGGGAGAGCGACAGCCGCGAACGACAGUAAUCGACCACGAACGAUGCACCGUAUUACCAGGACGGCGACGCGGUCUCUGUGGAAGAAUAGUACCCGGUUCGUGAAUACCUUCCUGGCUGUGAUUGGCCAGAGACGACGGAUAACAUCCCUGUUGCGGCAAUUGUGGGAUUUUGAACGUCCGUUUCCCGCGGGCAUUGAGGUCCUCUACAAUCCGCCGAACGCUGUCGUCGACAUCAUCUUUGUCCACGGCUUGACCGGCGAUCGGAUCAAGACGUGGACCGCUCAUGGGGCGUCUGAGCCAUGGCCCAAAACGCUCCUUCCAGAAAAGAUUCCGAACGCACGCAUUCUCACGGUAGGCUAUGACGCAAAUGUCGUGGGGUUGUUUGGCGCUGUGUCGCAAAAUUCGAUUGGCAACCAUGCAGAGAACCUUCUCAGUCACGUUGCGUCCAAAAUAGACGGAAAGGUAAAAGCCCGUGUCACGUUUCACACGUCCCCAGCAUCGGUCACUGCGCUGACGCUGACAUUGGUAGAACAAUCGGCCGGUCUUCUUCGUUUGCCACAGCUUGGGUGGUCUGGUCUGUCAAGAGGCUCUGAACCAGUCAGCCAGGAAUCCGCAUUCACACCUCCGAGAUGUCCUUCGAUUGACCCAAGGCAUCGCUUUCCUCGGGACACCGCAUUCCGGGGCAAGUCUUGCUACGCUUGCGACGCUUUCGGCCUCGCCCCUUGGGAUUUUCAAGUUGGCAAACGUCAGGAUUCUGGACUCCCUCAAAGGGGAUUCCGAAGUGCUAGUGGAGAUUAGGAGAGAGUUUCACAAUAUUUUGCGUUUGAGAAACGAGCAACAGAAUGGCAAAGCACCACGCAUCGAGGUGACUUGCUUCCACGAGGAACUACCU